UGGAAAACGCUCGUGCAGAAGGGAAGCAAGAGAGAGUCAUUACACGAAUGUUUGGAAUUCCACUUCCGUUUGGUGGAUUUCAAGAAGUCUCCAGAACUUUAAAUUAGCUUUGUGCUCUGCACGUCUCGAUAAGAGGCGCAUUUAUUGUGUUGCUAAUCAAAUGGCUUCUUCACCGCAGAAAUCACCGUCCUCACCAAAAUCUCCCACUCCGAAGUCGCCUUCCUCCAGGAAAAAAGAUGACUCUUUUCUUGGAAAACUUGGAGGAACUUUAUCAAGAAGGAAAAAGGCAAAAGAAGUGUCUGAGCUCCAGGAGGAAGGAAUGAAUGCAAUUAACCUGCCCCUCAGUCCCACACCGUUUGAGCUGGACCCUGAAGACACCAUGCUUGAUGAGAAUGAAGUCCGUACCAUGGUUGAUCCCAACUCAAGGAACGAUCCCAAACUCCAAGAGAUAAUGAAGGUGCUCAUUGACUGGAUCAAUGACGUGUUGGUGGGAGAGCGAAUCAUUGUUAAGGAUCUAGCUGAAGACCUCUAUGAUGGGCAGGUUCUUCAAAAACUCUUUGAGAACCUGGAGGGAGAGAAGCUGAAUGUGGCUGAGGUGACUCAGUGUGAGAUCGCUCAGAAACAGAAGCUGCAGACAGUUCUGGAAAAGAUCAAUGACACCCUCAAAAUUUCCUCCAGGAACACUAAAUGGAAUGUUGACUCUGUUCAUGCUAAGAACAUUGUGGCCAUUCUUCACCUGCUGGUGGCUCUUUCUCAGUAUUUCCGGGCCCCUAUCAGACUGCCAGACCAUGUGUCCAUUCAAGUUGUGGUGGUUCAGAAACGAGAAGGAAUACUUCAGUCUCGGCAGAUUCAGGAGGAAAUUACAGGCAACAUAGGGGCAUCGUCUGGAAGAUAUGAGCGAGAUGCCUUUGAUACACUUUUUGACCAUGCGCCAGAUAAACUGAAUGUGGUGAAAAAGACUCUUAUCACAUUUGUGAACAAGCACUUAAACAAGUUGAAUCUGGAGGUAUCCGAGCUGGAAACUCAGUUUGCGGAUGGCGUGUACCUGGUCUUACUGAUGGGACUCCUAGAAGGAUACUUUGUGCCCCUCUAUAACUUCUUCCUCAUCCCUGAAAAUUUUGAUCAUAAGGUGCACAAUGUUUCAUUUUCCUUUGAACUGAUGCAAGAUGGCAGUUUGGAGAAGCCAAAGCCCAGGCCAGAAGACAUUGUCAACUGUGACCUCAAGUCCACACUGAGGGUCCUCUACAACCUCUUCACCAAGUACAGGAAUCUGGAGUGACAGAGAAGCUGAAAUGUCUCAAUUUAAUCAAACUACCAAAAUGCUCAACACACAGACAUCACAUCCUUAUCAGUAUUUUGCUAUCUCUUUGUUUAAUGUAUUUCUUUUAUGUUUGAAAUUGAGAAUGUAUAUUUAUU
This is a messenger RNA of Sinocyclocheilus rhinocerous, 1416 nucleotides long. Its product is annotated as alpha-parvin. Gene Ontology annotation, molecular function: actin binding. Gene Ontology annotation, cellular component: actin cytoskeleton; cytoplasm; focal adhesion. NCBI's taxonomy places the organism in Eukaryota, Metazoa, Chordata, Actinopteri, Cypriniformes, Cyprinidae. The transcript is spliced from 13 exons. The record is from RefSeq and is a predicted model, not a curated record. Gene Ontology annotation, biological process: actin cytoskeleton organization; cilium assembly; establishment or maintenance of cell polarity regulating cell shape. Bases 161 to 1279 code for a protein of 372 amino acids.